AAUCCUCCUUUUUCGGUCCUUUUCCUGUUUGCUCGACUUUUCCUGCACCUCGUUGGGUCCUGCAGCCCACACGUUGGGACGUCGGGUUUCUGUCACAUUGUGCCAGUGGUCACAUGGCUUUGGCCCUCAGGAAUGGAUCCCCACGUCAGCGUGCGCGUCUGAGGAGUCGUGCUCCGGCAGUCCUGCCUCUGUGCGCAGCGCAGCGCGGCGCAGCGCGGCGCCGCGGAGCACCAAUGGCAGGAUCACGCUCGAGCCUUUUAUUUUGAAGUUUCUCCUCGUUCCUCCAGCGGCAGAAUAUGGAUUUUGAAGAGCGCMUUUCUGGCUCCAGUAUGUAUUUACCGAGCUGCACGUACUACGUCUCCGGAGCGGACUUCUCGGCUCUCCCUCAUUAUUUAACCCAGAGCCAGACCUCCUGCCCGGUCACGUACCCGUACCAGUCCGCGGCGCUGCCACAGGUCCCCUCCGUCAGAGAGGUGGCCUUCAGAGACUAUGGCAUUGAGGCUCCCGGUAAAUGGCACCACAGCAGGGGGACUUUGACGCACUGCUACCCCGAGGACCUCGGCUGGGCGAGUCCGACCUCCCGCGGGGCGGAGAUCCUGGUGAAGAGCAGCAGCAGCAGCAGCAGCAGCAGCAGCAGCUCCGGCUCCUCCUCGGGUCAAGCCCCGGGCUUACACGGCGGCAGCCUCGGGAAGAACGGGAUCCUCCCGCAGGCGUUCGACCAGUUCUUCGACUCCGCGUACGGCGGCGGGGGCGGCGGCACGGGCGCGCCUCCCACGGCGGCGCAGGCGGACACGGACACGCGCGGCAAAACGAGCCCGGCUCCGGCUCAGCUCAGCCCGGACUCUGCUGCGGAGAGCUGCAGCCCCAAGUCUGCGUCCGGGACCGGCGAGGAGAGGCAGAGCAGUG
Molecule: messenger RNA, 906 nt
Organism: Austrofundulus limnaeus
Lineage: Eukaryota; Metazoa; Chordata; Actinopteri; Cyprinodontiformes; Rivulidae
Gene: hoxa11b
Product: homeobox A11b
Biological process (GO): anatomical structure development; regulation of transcription by RNA polymerase II
Cellular component (GO): nucleus
Molecular function (GO): DNA-binding transcription factor activity, RNA polymerase II-specific; RNA polymerase II cis-regulatory region sequence-specific DNA binding
Source: RefSeq, a predicted model, not a curated record